CGCCUCCUCUGUUCUCCGCGCUGGCAGCUCCGGCCUCGGACCGACGGCUCCACGGGCUCCGGGCAGCCGCGCCCCACUCGCAGUCCCCCCACAACCCCGAGCGCGCAGCAGGUGGGGCGCCCAGGACAAAAUAGAAGACCAAAAUGGGAAAUCUGCUGUUUUGGCUGUUUUUUUUCACCCCUGGGUGGGCUCUCCCUGAUGGGUCUGACACGGAAGAGGAUCUCAGGUGGCACUUGAGUAAAGUGCCCCGGAUCGUCAGUGACCAGACCGUCCAGCUGCCCAGCCCCACCUUCCAGGCGGACGCGUGGGCGGCGGUGUCCAGAGCGUGUGGCCUCGCGAGCCAGCAGGAGCUCGGGGCUCGCAGCCUCUCGGAGCUGGAGGAUCACCUAUCCUACGAGACGGUCUUCGAGAAUGGCACCCGGACCUUGACCAGGGUGAAGGUCGAAGGCCUGGCCCCAGAAGGGGCUCGGAACGCCAGCAGCGGGCGCGCGCCGGCCCGGAGGCGGCGGCAGGUGUUCGGGACUGACAGCAGGUUCAGCAUCGUGGACCGAAGGUUCUCGACCAGCUUCCCGUUCGGCAGCGCCGUAAAGCUGUCAACGGGCUGCAGCGGCAUCCUGGUGUCCCCCCAGCACGUGCUGACCGCGGCCCACUGCGUGCACGACGGGCAGGACUACGUCCGCGGGGGCCGGAGGCUCCGGGUCGGGGUGCUCAGGGCGAGGGCCCGGGGCGCCGGCAGGAGGCGGCGGGGUCCCCGGAGGAGCGGGAGCGAGGCCGGGGACGACCGCGCGGGGGCGCUGCGGGCCGCGGGCCGGGGAGGGCGCAGGCGCAGGGCGCAGGCCCGGGGCGCCGCCUUCCAGUGGACGCGGGUGGCGAGCACGCAGGUGCCGCGCGGCUGGGCGCGGGCGGGCGGCGCGGCCCCGGGGCUGGACUUCGACUACGCGCUGCUGCAGCUGCGGCGCGCGCGCGGCCGGCGCCACAUGGAGCUGGGCGUGAGCCCGGCCGCGGCGCGGCUGCCCGGCGGCAUGAUCCACUUCUCGGGCUUCGACCGCGACAGGGACGGCCAGCUCGUCUACCGCUUCUGCAGCGUGUCCGACGCGGCCGGCGACUUCCUCUACCAGCACUGCGACGCCGAGGCGGGCUCGGCGGGCGCCGGCGUCUACCUGCGCCUGCGGGACCCGGACGGCAAGACCUGGCGGCGCAAAGUCAUCGCCGUGUACUCGGGUCCCCAGCAGGUGCGCGUGCGCGGCGUCGCCCGGGACUACAACGUGGCGGUGCGCGUCACGCCGCUCAAGUUCGCGCAGAUCUGCCGCUGGGUGGGCGGCGACGACGCGCGCUGUGCCUACGGCUGACCCCGCGGGCAGCGCGGGGACGGCGGAUCUGGGGAUGGCCGCGCCGCGGCGGCUUCCCGGGACGAGCCUGCACCCGCCACCCCGAACCCUGCCCGUAGCAUUCAACGUUUUUACAAAUGCAUUGUUUCCAAAAUUAGAAGAUUUUCAUAUCUUUAAAAACGUGUAGGUGCCGAUACUGAAAGCAGGUGGUACUUUGGUGCCGAGGACGUGCUCUUCUUGGGUGUCAGGAAUGGGGAAAGUUUCGUUUCCUUCUGCUUUCUUAAAAAUUAGACCCUUUAAAACUGCCACCCGGUGCUAGAAAUGGACGUAUUGUCAGGGCCCGACUCUGCGAAGAAUCUAGGGGGCGCCAGUCGUAUUAAAUGUGAAGGUGCACGAGCAGAGACAGGUGUUGACACAGGGUCAGCCCCGGCCGCCUACUCCGAGGCCUCGUGCCCCUGGUGUUUAUGUCUUAGGGGUCUGAGAAAUCUAGUGGGGUUUUUUUUUUUAAUUUUCAAAAAUAAAGCAGAAGAAACAGCAAGCUUUAUAAACAAAACCAUUAACUAUUUUACUGCCUUGAGGAAUAGCAAUAUGCAGUGUGUUUUAUUUUAAAAUAGGUAAAAUACUUUGUUCUAUGAAAUGAACCUAGUUUAGAAAUAGGGAAGCUGGGACAUUUGGGGAUCUUAACUGUCUUUUUUACUUAAAAUGUAUGCAUAGGAAAUGAUCCUGUAUUCAAAACAUCGUUUUGUGGUAUACUUUCUAUUAUGUGCGAGGUGCCGUAUUUUUUGGACAAGGAAUUCCAUAAUCGAUAACUUUUUCUGCUUGAGAAAGUUCAGCUUUCUUCACUAAGGCCAUAGGCAUGUUAUUUUGGGGACUUCUCCAAUUAGUAGUUUUAGAUAUAUUCUUUUCUAAAAAUGAAUAUAGUUUACAAAUAUUGAGUUUUUAAAGAAGAUUCUGGUUAUUUUCCUGGGUGACUCUGGCCACGCAGCAUGAGCCGUGUUUGCCCUGGGAGAAAACACGGACAGGCACCAGUGUGGACAGACAGGUGCCGAUGACCCUAAGGGGGGCAGUUUGGGGCGUUGUGUUUGAAGAGUUCCAGUGAUCCAUCAAUCAAGGCACCCUAAAAUUCGGAACUGCAGGCUGAUUUCUAGUGUGCUCUUUCUGGAAGUUUCUUGGGCCACAUUCUCUUUUCCCAUGAUACACUCAAAUCCCUGAUUCUACUAGGAUUCAAAUUUAUUUUACUUAUUACUAUUUUUUAAUAGUGGGGAACUACAUUCUUGACUAGCAUGCAAAGGGGUAUUUGAGUAUAUUAUGAUAAAUGAUUUUAUAAGUGGCGUCCAAAAUAGCUGAACUUCAAAGCAAAUGUUCAUUUUUAAAUAAUGUGAACCUGUUAAAAAUCAUUUA
Messenger RNA from Nycticebus coucang (slow loris), 2729 nucleotides. RefSeq names its product serine protease 35 (gene PRSS35). Bases 144 to 1349 code for a protein of 401 amino acids. Lineage: Eukaryota; Metazoa; Chordata; Mammalia; Primates; Lorisidae. Gene Ontology annotation, biological process: proteolysis. The record is from RefSeq and is a predicted model, not a curated record. The transcript has 2 exons. Gene Ontology annotation, molecular function: serine-type endopeptidase activity.